Molecule: messenger RNA, 1450 nt
Organism: Penaeus monodon (black tiger shrimp)
Lineage: Eukaryota; Metazoa; Arthropoda; Malacostraca; Decapoda; Penaeidae
Product: piggyBac transposable element-derived protein 4-like
Exons: 3
Coding region: 1-1029 (342 amino acids)
Source: RefSeq, a predicted model, not a curated record
AUGGGCCUUCAGUCGAAGAGGGACCAGAGGGAAUGGUGGUCGACGGACCCGUUGAUGUCCUCGUCGGUGUUCGCCAAGACGAUGACCAGGGACCGCUACGAUGCCCUGACCUCCGCGCUCCACUUCGCUGAUAACGAAGGGGAGCAUCCCGCGGAGGACAGGCUUUGGAAGCUGCGCCCUGUGUUAGACGUCUUGGAAUCGACGUAUCGAUCCGCCUUCGUCCCGAACAAGAACGUGACCGUCGACGAGAGCUUGUGGGCCUUCAAGGGGCGUCACCACGCCCUCCAGUACAAUCCGAGCAAGAGGGCUAGGAGAGGGCUGAAGGUCUACAAGCUUUGCUCGUCCGACGGUCCAGAGGCAGGGUAUACGGCGGCCUUCAAGAUCUACAUGGGGCAGGACCGCGGCGUAUUUCCAUCCAGCAUGAAGGCCGUCACCGACCUGCUGGAGAAGGCAGAUCUAUUCGACAAGGGGUACCAGUUAUACACCGACAACUGGUACACCUCCCCGACUCUCUUCCAUUACCUGCAGGCCAGGAAGACCAGUGCAGUUGGGACUGUGCGUCUCAACCGGCGUGGCAUGCCCUCGGACCUGCAGCAAGGUCGUUACCUGCCUCCCAACCGCCGAGGGGUGGAGAGGUCGAAGCCUGAAGUUGUCGUUGCCUACAACAACGGCAUGAAGGGCGUCGACCUCUCGGAUCAGCUGGCGCAGUCAUAUCCAACGACGAGGAAGACCGUCAAAUGGUAUAAGAAGAUUUUCUUCUACCUAUUGGAUAUGACUACGACCAACGCGCUGGCUAUCCACCGGGCCCUCGGCGGUAAACUUACUCAGUUUGAGUUCCGAAAGGAACUCGUUCGAGGAUUGCUGCAGCAAGGCGGUCCCCGUGGCUCCCUCCGGCGGAAUCCUCCUCAGGCUCGCCACGAGGAGGAGGUUCCCAGCAGGCACACUUGCCAGUUGACACACCGCAUCGUCGGUGGCGUCGGUGUGUGCUCUGCUGGAGGAACCACCGGCGCAGGAAGGAGACCAGGGUGAUGUGCAGUUGCUGCGGCACCUCACUUUGUCCAACACCCUGCUUUCAGGCCUUCCAUGCCUGAAGGUCGUUGGGCAACAGUUGUAAAUAGUGUAAAAUAUUUUAUGUACAUAGUUUCUAUGUAUUUAUUUAUUGAAAAAGAAAAAACACCGUGCUUUCAGGCAUUUCAUGCCUGAAGCUUGGAUAAAGGAAUAUUGUACAUAGUUUCUAUGUAUUUAUCAUUGAAAAUGGAAAACACCGUGCUUUCAGGCAUUUCAUGGCUGAAGAUAAUUUGAAAAUGACAAACUUUGAUAUUCUUUAUGUAAGUAAUGUGUAUAUAUACUAUACAUAUACUAUUUAUGCAUUUGUAUAUGAAAUUUUGAUAAAAAUAAAAUUGAAGUUUUACGCUAUGUUUCGAUCUCACGCAUAGACAAACCAUCGACU